This is a messenger RNA of Apiotrichum porosum, 1119 nucleotides long. RefSeq lists its product as uncharacterized. The record is from RefSeq and is a predicted model, not a curated record. Gene Ontology annotation, biological process: regulation of transcription by RNA polymerase II. The coding region runs from base 1 to 1119 and encodes 372 amino acids. Gene Ontology annotation, molecular function: DNA-binding transcription factor activity, RNA polymerase II-specific; RNA polymerase II cis-regulatory region sequence-specific DNA binding. Gene Ontology annotation, cellular component: PcG protein complex; transcription regulator complex. Lineage: Eukaryota; Fungi; Basidiomycota; Tremellomycetes; Trichosporonales; Trichosporonaceae. The transcript has a single exon.
AUGUCCCUCCUCCCCGCUUUCGACGAGAGCGUCCACAGCUCUACCGCGACUUGGGUUACUUCAACCGUGCCCAAGUUCAUAGCGGACGAUUUUGCCCCGUAUGACUUUCCCAACACCACCGGCAACCAGCCGAUGGACAACGACUUUGAGGCUCUCUUCAACAUCAAGUUUCCUUCCCCCAUCCUCCCAGAGACUGCCAUCUUUGACUCUGGCAUCCCUGGCAUUUCUUCAGCUCCCCAGGCCGCUCUCGAGUCGGCCCUUGCCGCCGCGACAGGUGCCUCGACCAUGGCCUGUGCUCCUGCCCUGACGGACAAGGCCAACAACGCGCUCCAGCUCGACAUGUUCGACAUCACGCCGGCUCACUCCCCCCUCGCCGGCUCGAGCAGCUACGCUUCCCCGGCCUUCCAGUUCUCCCCUACCCCCGGCCUCACCGCGUGCCCCACCGUCGACUCGACACCGGCGCCUCGUUCCAACUCGCGCUGCUCGUCUCGUUCCUCGUUCUCGCUCCAGAACGACACCGACAAGCCCGUGGCGGACACCAUCAUCGGCCCCGACGGCAAGGUCAAGAAGCUCCACCUCUGCCCCUACGAAGAGUGCGCUCGUCACACGCGCACCUUCCGCUCCAACGCCGAUCUUCAGCGCCACAUCCGCUCUCACCGUGGCGAGCGUCCAUACGCCUGCCCUGCUCCCGGGUGUGACAAGGCCUACGGACAGCAGAACAAGAUGGUCAACCACGUUAAGCAGCAGCACCCUGCCCUCACGUCUCUUGUCGAGAUCGGUCGCAGCCGUCGCCGUGCUCCUGCAGCUGCCGCUGCUGCGGCCACUGCUGCCGCCGUGGCCAGCGGUGCUUCUUCGACUGCGUCUACGCCAUCUUCCUCUGCCGCUUCGACCCCUGCUCGUGCUGCUGCUGUCCGCACUGUCUCGUCACCAGCUACCGCACGCUCGGUCUCGGCCUCGUCGUCCCGUGCUGCUCCUUACGCCGUGCCGUCAUCCCACGCCGCGCUCUCGGGUACCAGCACAGGUCUCGACCAGCCCACGCCCCGCCGCGUCGCCGGUUCCACUGCCGGCAUGAAGCGCAGCAUCUCUGAUGUCUUGAGCAAGAAGGCGCCGCUGUGGUAG